GUACAUACCAAGCCAAGCCUCACAGUGCUGCGCUUACUAAACCAAGUGGCUUAAAAAUUUGCUGCGAUGCCGUUGUUCCCAGACCUCUCUGUCUGUGCUGGACUCGCUCUGUGAGGCAGUGCAGUGCACAGAUCAGAGCUCUGAUCGCAGAGCAGGUGGACAGUGUGAGAGGAGAGACCAAAAUCACCUGUUUGGGAAAUCUGGAACAACAGCGGAGCAAAAAGAAGGAGGAACAGAGUCACUGUCCGCCCACCCCCCACCACUCUCGUAUGCACUCACACAUACACACACACUCCCCUUGCCUCUCCCAUCUUUCCUCCCUAUUUGUCUCCUCCGCUCUCCGAUGCUGGUGUGGUGAACAGCAGGACUCUCUUGGCUGAGCUGCAUGGAGGCACAGGGAGGGGCAGGGAGCCCAGAGCCCAAUAAAGACAUUCAGAAACUGCUGAAGCCGUCCAGCUCAGGUGACCUGUCCAAGGAGCUGUUCCAGCAUCCGUCAGGGGAGGAGGAGGGCACCCUGUCAGGGCACACUGCUAGCCUGCUGCACAUCACUGAGAGGAGACAACCACUGAGCAGUGUGUCUUCCUUAGAGGUGCACUUCGACCUCCUGGAUCUGACUGAGCUGACGGACAUGUCUGACCAGGAACUGGCUGAAGUUUUUGCUGACUCUGAUGAGGAGAACCACAAUGAGUCUCCAGCAGGUUCCCACCAGCCUGUCCUGCCCAGAGGUGGGUACAUGCGCUCCCCCUCGUGGACACGCUGCAGCAAAGUCGAGCCUCCGCGUGAGAGAAAGCACCACAGUGACUCAGACACCGCAGAGCCCUUAAUGAAGCUGGAAAGGCCAAAGCAACCAUGAUAUCUGACGUGAGACAGGCGGACCACAGAGAGAAAACCCGGAGCCAGUCACACAGCCGGAGUGGUAACACAAAACGGACCAAGGGGCCUCCAUCUGCCACCGUGCACUCACAAAAAAAUGUCACUGGUGCUGGUGAGUUCAGGCUGAACUCUGGACACUGUGCUCUGUACCCUAAGAGACGUGCAAUAUGUACACUCUCCUCCUUUCUCCCUGUUCUCCCUCUCUCUCAAACACACACAAACACAUGCAAUCGUUGUGUUUUUCAUACAAAACUUCUUUCCUAAAUCCACUCUGAGCUGCCAGAUGACUUUAAGCUUUGUUUCUUCCUUUGGAUGACAGACAGGGUAUGAGGCCAGCAGAGUAACAGCCCCUUCACCAUACCGGCCUGUCAGGGUGGACCUGCACAGCGAGAUUAGCACUAAAAGUUGAGUCCACAUCGCAAGGCUAGACCUUCUGUGUGAUAUUCAAACAGUAGGAAUCUCUCACUGAGACGUAUUGUGUUGCUUAUUAGACCGAUGGGGUUUUCUGUCGCCUCUAAGUAAAUGAACGUGAGAAGAGGAUGUGGGUUUCAGUGAGGCUCAGAUCUAUCGAUUCUACUUUCUCCAUUUUAAUGAAGAAUGUGUGUUGUUAUUUUAAAUGCCUACAUAAAAAAAAAAAUAAUUAAAAAAAUCACUUCUUUCACUAAACUGCAUUUGCAAUACCCUCCAGAAUUAUUGGCAUUUGGUUCAGAUGACUCGAAAGAUAAACAGACCAAGUAGCAGCUGAGAGCAAUACACAUUUCCAUACACAAACGCUUUUUUUUUUUUUAGAAUUUGUUUAGAUUGUCUUCACUUUCCUUAUCUUUAUGGGAAACUAAGGCUGCCACAAAUGCUGCUGCUAAGAUAAUUAAAGUGAUCCGAAGGUGAAUUCACAGCAUAGACAGGUGGAUUUGCGUGGAUGCCAAACAGACACAACAAAGUGCCAACCAUUUUGUAAUCACUGUUCAAAUAAUGGAAUAAAUUUCACUUUGGAUGCAAUAUUUCUUACCUUUGUCAAAGAAGGGAAUAGCUGAGUACUUGAUUUAUUUGUCGUGUGUAAGCUUGUCUACACCAGGAGUGCCAAUAAUUCUGAAUGCUGUGACAUGGAUGAAUCAAAAGUGGACGGAACGGGGUGGAAGAAGAAUAAAGACAAAGAGAAGUUUAA
Molecule: messenger RNA, 2035 nt
Organism: Mugil cephalus (flathead mullet)
Lineage: Eukaryota; Metazoa; Chordata; Actinopteri; Mugiliformes; Mugilidae
Gene: dbndd1
Product: dysbindin domain containing 1
Exons: 4
Coding region: 386-853 (155 amino acids)
Biological process (GO): negative regulation of protein kinase activity
Cellular component (GO): cytoplasm
Source: RefSeq, a predicted model, not a curated record